AGUAGUCAUGUUUCUUGGCACAGUGCCUUGGACCUUCCAUAUAUGCUUUCUUCCCUCCAGAGCCUUUGUCUAAGAUGCUGGAGAGUAGCUUAUAGCCUGGGCAUCAAGUUUGUUGAUUCUCCCCAGGACCCUUUUCUUUAUAGGUGCCACACAUCAUGAUUUAUGCACAAACAUGAUUUGCCUGACAGUGCAGUCUGGGCCUGGAAUAAUUUUAAUUAAUGGGAAAAUGGUCCUCAAUACACCGAUUAGACCUCUUCAGGUACAACAAGAUAAAAGCCUGAUAAUUUGGAUGGAGUACUCUUCUUAAAUAUCUACUCUGUGCACAGCAGCCAAUGGGAAAGCCAGGCUCUCUCCCACCUGAUCCAAUGAGUAAUUAAGAGAGGGCUUUUUUUUCCCUACCUCUCCCCUGCCUCCACCCCGCUCUCCAACUAAAGCUUAACAGGUUGGUGGUAUAACGUGGAGACUUUUAAGGGGUGUCAUCCUAGGAGCUUAGGCAAGAGCCAGGGUAUCUUCUCUCCGCUCCCCAAGCACUGUUCAAGUGGGUUUGAAAAGCAGGCAAGUGAGGGAAGGAAGAAGCUAGAAGCAGGCAAGGUAGGUAACGGCUCUCGGCAAAGUUCAAGAAGUGCGUAUGGCCAUGAGUGAGCUGGGCACUCGGAAGCCCAGCGAUGGCACUGUUUCUCAUCUGCUCAAUGUGGUGGAGAGCGAGCUUCAGGCAGGGAGGGAAAAAGGCGACCCUACGGAGAAGCAACUUCAGAUCAUCCUGGAGGAUGCACCUCUCUGGCAGAGAUUCAAGGAAGUCACUAAUGAGAUGAUUGUGACCAAGAAUGGCAGACGGAUGUUUCCAGUCCUAAAGAUCAGUGUCACAGGGUUGGACCCCAAUGCCAUGUACUCCCUCCUGCUGGACUUUGUCCCUACGGACAGUCACCGCUGGAAGUACGUCAACGGGGAGUGGGUGCCCGCCGGCAAGCCAGAGGUCUCCAGCCACAGCUGCGUCUACAUUCACCCGGACUCCCCCAACUUUGGGGCCCACUGGAUGAAAGCUCCCAUCUCCUUCAGCAAAGUGAAGCUGACCAACAAGCUCAAUGGAGGCGGGCAGAUAAUGUUGAAUUCUCUGCAUAAAUAUGAACCCCAGGUUCACAUAGUGCGUGUUGGAAGUGCCCAUCGAAUGGUAACAAACUGCUCCUUCCCUGAAACCCAGUUCAUAGCCGUGACUGCCUAUCAGAAUGAGGAGAUAACAGCUCUCAAAAUCAAGUACAAUCCUUUUGCCAAAGCCUUCUUGGAUGCCAAGGAAAGAAAUCACCUAAGAGACGUACCGGAGGCUAUCUCUGAAAGCCAGCACGUGACCUAUUCUCACCUGGGAGGCUGGAUCUUUUCCAAUCCGGACGGAGUGUGCACAGCAGGAAACUCCAAUUACCAGUAUGCCGCUCCUCUGCCUCUGCCUGCUCCCCACACCCACCAUGGCUGUGAGCACUAUUCGGGUCUCCGAGGACACCGGCAGGCUCCCUACCCUUCUGCGUACAUGCACAGAAACCAUUCUCCCUCAGUGAAUUUGAUAGAAAGCUCAAGCAAUAAUCUGCAAGUUUUCUCGGGACCUGACAGCUGGACUUCCUUAUCCUCCACACCCCAUGCCAGCAUCCUGUCUGUACCCCACACCAACGGACCAAUCAAUCCAGGGCCCAGCCCUUACCCGUGCCUGUGGACCAUCAGCAAUGGUGCCGGAGGCCCCACUGGGCCAGGCCCGGAGGUGCACGCCAGCACCCCAGGAGCAUUUCUCCUCGGAAACCCAGCUGUAACUUCACCCCCUUCUGUGCUCUCCACCCAAGCACCCACUUCGGCUGGUGUGGAGGUUCUGGGGGAGCCCUCACUAACCAGCAUUGCUGUGUCCACCUGGACAGCAGUGGCCUCGCAUCCCUUCGCGGGCUGGGGUGGCCCAGGAGCGGGUGGGCACCAUUCUCCUUCCUCACUGGAUGGUUAAGCAGGAUCCUAGGAGCCUCUAUCCCCAGAGAUCCUUCUAUGUGUAGAGUGCUUAGAAACCCCAUCAACUGAUCUAGUGAGUCAGACUGUGGAAUCUUCCUUCCCACUAGCUGGAGGCGGAGGUGGGUUAUUACAGAAGUCAUACUGGGAGAGGGUUCAGUUUGGAUGAUGCUAGUUAGAUCAUUUGCAUCUCUCCACCAUUUUCUUCUGCACUCCCAUUUUCUCUGCAACUUAUUCUUGCCAUGCUUAGGUGACAGAAGUUUGUUAAGUACCGUCCUUGUGCCCUGCCACUUAUUCUCAAAUCGUUCUGGAAAGCCUCACUUCCUUUUCUGUGGAGAAGGUGCAAAGCUGUUUAAUGAGCUCAAAGUUUACCUAGCUAAAGGCCACUGCUUCCUGCUUUGUGCAGCUGGAAAGUAUGUGUGGCUACAGGGCUCAGGUUCGCACUUCUGCCUUGAGACCAGGACGGGGUGUAAGCCAUAGAGUAAGGUUAACAAAAAGAAUAAAACUAAUCAUGUAUUACUCACAGCAGUGUGCCCAGACUUGUGGAAAUGAAGUGAUGUCACUCCUCUGCUCAGAAACCUUCAAUGGUUCACCAUUACCAAUGGAAUGAAGUCAAUUCUCCUCACUAUAGCUGGGUGUGGUAGCUUAAGCCUAUAAUCUCAGCCCUUUUGGAGGCCAAGGUAAGAGGAUCGCUUGAGGUCAGGAGUUUGAGACCAACCUGUGCAACAAAGUGAGAGCCUGUGUCUACAAAAAAUACACAUGCCCACAAAAUUAGCUGGGCAUGGUGGCAUGUGCCUAUAGUCCCAGCUACUUGGAGGAGGAUCGCUUGAUCUCAGGAGGUUGAGGCUGCAGUGAACUAUGAUUGUGGCAUUGCACUCCAGCCUGGGUGAUAGAUCAAGACUUUGUCUCAUUUGAAAAAAAAGAAAGAAAGAAAGAAAGAAAGAAAGAAAGAAAGAAAGAAAGAAAGAAAAAAGAAAGAAAGAAAAGAAAGAAAGAAAGAAAGAAAGAAAGAAAGAAAGAAAGAAAGAAAGAAAGAAAUCCUACUGUGAGCGAUCACACCAUCUGGGCUGCAACCACUUCCCCAGCUUAGGUCCCUCUGUUAUCCUGUUGGCCUUCUAUGUAUUGGUCAAGGCAGGCAUCUCUGUUCUCUAAACAUUCAUUGCACUUUCCCACCUCUAUACCUUGGCUGUGCCUUAGUGUCCUUUUUUCUCCAGUUCAUCUGUGCGAAUCCGACCCAUCUCCCAGAGCCUGGCUGAAACAUCACUCCCUGCAUCCAACAUCUGGUCUGCUGAGAUAUGUUUGAUCUAUCUCUGCUUGCUGUUCUCAUUGUUUUUGCCUCUGCCAUAGAGCUCACCUCAUUUUGCCUUGUAUUUUUGUUACCUGUGAGUGUGUCUCUCCCUAUUAGACUGUAAGCCUCUCGAGGGUGAGGCCUAACCUUCUUGUCUUUGUAACCCACAGCAGCUGGUACUGUGCCUUGCCUAUUUGUAGGUGCCCAAUAAACAUUUGCU
This is a messenger RNA of Symphalangus syndactylus (siamang), 3482 nucleotides long. RefSeq names its product T-box transcription factor 19 (gene TBX19). Gene Ontology annotation, biological process: positive regulation of DNA-templated transcription; cell fate specification; mesoderm formation. Gene Ontology annotation, molecular function: DNA-binding transcription factor activity, RNA polymerase II-specific; RNA polymerase II cis-regulatory region sequence-specific DNA binding. Lineage: Eukaryota; Metazoa; Chordata; Mammalia; Primates; Hylobatidae. The record is from RefSeq and is a predicted model, not a curated record. Gene Ontology annotation, cellular component: nucleus; chromatin.